AUGUUUCGACCUGCUUGUGUAAUACGCCGUGGUGUUCUUAAUGACACUGUAUUAAAAGACUGUAUUCGAACAAAAGUGAUUAAAUCUCCUUCUAUCUUGAAUCCUGCUGAAAAAUUGAAAUUAUACCAAAAAGAGAAUAAAGAACUUUUUGGCCCCUUAUUAGAAAAGAAGAAAGCAAAAAAAUUGCGUUCUCAAAAGGCUGCUAAAAAUAGCCAGACGUCGCAUCAAAACAACGGAACGGUGGUGGACAGUGAAAAACCAGGUUACGCAAGUGAAGACAAUAUUUUGCAAAUAAAACCCCAUCAAAAUGAUUUUGCUAAGCAGUACCCAUCAGUAACUUUAAUCUUGAAUAAAACCAUGACUGAAGAGUCCAGAGCUGCUCUAGAAAAGUGGAAGAAAGAAAGAAUUGCAGAAAUGGGCUUAGAGGCAUUUAAUAAAUUUUAUGAAGCUCAGUUGGCUUUAGGAACAAAAUUUCACAGUACUUUAAAAAACUAUUUUACACAACCCCAAACUCAACUACGAAUUGAUAAGGAUGUCGAAGGAGUAUGGAAUUCUGUUCAAGAUGUUUUAAAAAGCAUUUCCUCACCCAAAGCUAUAGAGUCUAAUGUUGUACAUCCUGUUUUAAAAUAUAGAGGCAUAUUUGAUGCUAUAGCUGAUUAUGAAGAUAAGCCAACUCUUAUAGAGUGGAAGAAAUCAGAAAAGGCCAGGAGGGCAAUAUCGCUGACAUAUGAUAACCCUGUUCAGUUAGCAGCAUACUUUGGAGCAGUGUGCAAUGACUUGAACUACAAGCAUUUAAACCGAUUCAGAGAAGAUACUGAAGGGUGGAAAGAGGCUUUUCGAAGAAAACAUUGGCAAUCUCUAAAAAUGCUGAGACAUAAAACUGUGUCAAUAGAAAUACUA
This is a messenger RNA of Iphiclides podalirius (scarce swallowtail), 900 nucleotides long. Lineage: Eukaryota; Metazoa; Arthropoda; Insecta; Lepidoptera; Papilionidae. The record is from the annotation of a GenBank genome assembly.